Molecule: messenger RNA, 3112 nt
Organism: Neomonachus schauinslandi (Hawaiian monk seal)
Lineage: Eukaryota; Metazoa; Chordata; Mammalia; Carnivora; Phocidae
Gene: PRKCB
Product: protein kinase C beta
Exons: 16
Coding region: 1-1905 (634 amino acids)
Biological process (GO): protein phosphorylation
Molecular function (GO): diacylglycerol-dependent serine/threonine kinase activity; ATP binding; zinc ion binding
Source: RefSeq, a predicted model, not a curated record
AUGCAGCUAGUGGCUGCCGUGUUGGACAACGCAGCUUUAGGCAAUGGGCAGCCAGGGAAUGUGUCGGAGCAGGGACAUAAUAUAAAAAUCUGCUGUUUUGUGGUGCACAAACGGUGCCAUGAAUUUGUCACCUUCUCCUGCCCAGGCGCCGACAAAGGCCCAGCCUCCGAUGACCCCCGGAGCAAACACAAGUUUAAGAUCCACACGUACUCCAGCCCCACGUUUUGUGACCACUGUGGGUCACUGCUGUAUGGACUCAUCCACCAGGGGAUGAAAUGUGACACCUGCAUGAUGAACGUGCACAAGCGCUGCGUGAUGAACGUCCCCAGCCUGUGCGGCACCGACCACACGGAGCGCCGCGGCCGUAUCUACAUCCAGGCCCACAUCGAGAGGGAAGUCCUCAUCGUCGUCGUAAGAGAUGCUAAAAACCUUGUACCUAUGGACCCCAAUGGUUUGUCAGACCCUUACGUGAAACUGAAACUGAUUCCCGACCCCAAGAGUGAGAGCAAGCAGAAGACCAAAACCAUCAAGUGCUCCCUCAACCCUGAGUGGAACGAGACAUUCAGAUUCCAACUGAAAGAAUCGGACAAAGACAGAAGACUGUCUGUAGAGAUUUGGGAUUGGGAUCUGACCAGCAGGAAUGACUUCAUGGGAUCUUUGUCGUUUGGGAUUUCCGAACUGCAGAAAGCUGGUGUUGAUGGCUGGUUUAAGUUGCUGAGCCAGGAGGAAGGCGAGUACUUCAAUGUGCCUGUGCCGCCGGAAGGAAGUGAAGGCAAUGAAGAGCUACGGCAGAAAUUUGAGAGGGCCAAGAUCAGUCAGGGAACCAAGGCUCCAGAAGAAAAGACGACCAACACCAUAUCCAAACUUGACAACAACGGGAACAGAGACCGAAUGAAACUGACCGAUUUUAACUUCCUGAUGGUGCUCGGGAAAGGAAGCUUUGGCAAGGUCAUGCUCUCUGAGCGAAAAGGCACAGAUGAGCUCUAUGCUGUGAAGAUCCUGAAGAAGGACGUCGUGAUCCAGGAUGAUGAUGUGGAGUGCACGAUGGUGGAGAAGCGGGUGCUGGCCCUGCCUGGGAAGCCGCCGUUCCUGACCCAGCUGCAUUCCUGCUUCCAGACCAUGGACCGCCUGUACUUUGUGAUGGAGUACGUGAACGGGGGCGACCUCAUGUACCACAUCCAACAAGUUGGCCGGUUUAAGGAGCCUCAUGCUGUAUUUUACGCUGCAGAAAUUGCCAUCGGUCUGUUCUUCUUACAGAGCAAGGGCAUCAUUUACCGUGACCUCAAACUUGACAAUGUGAUGCUGGAUUCAGAGGGCCACAUCAAGAUUGCUGAUUUUGGCAUGUGUAAGGAAAACAUCUGGGAUGGGGUGACCACCAAGACAUUCUGUGGCACUCCAGACUACAUCGCCCCUGAGAUCAUUGCUUAUCAGCCCUAUGGGAAGUCUGUAGAUUGGUGGGCCUUCGGUGUCCUGCUGUAUGAAAUGUUGGCUGGGCAGGCACCCUUUGAAGGGGAGGAUGAGGAUGAGCUCUUCCAGUCCAUCAUGGAACACAAUGUGGCUUACCCCAAGUCCAUGUCCAAGGAAGCCGUGGCCAUCUGCAAAGGGCUGAUGACCAAACACCCGGGCAAACGUCUGGGUUGCGGACCCGAAGGUGAACGCGACAUCAAGGAGCAUGCGUUUUUCCGGUAUAUUGAUUGGGAGAAACUUGAACGCAAAGAGAUUCAGCCCCCGUAUAAGCCAAAAGCCUGUGGGCGAAAUGCUGAAAACUUCGACCGGUUUUUCACCCGCCAUCCACCAGUCCUAACACCUCCCGACCAGGAAGUCAUCAGGAAUAUUGACCAGUCAGAAUUCGAAGGAUUUUCCUUUGUUAACUCUGAAUUUUUAAAACCCGAAGUCAAGAGCUAAGUAGAUGUGUAGCCCUCCGUCCUUCAUUUCUGUCAUUCGAGCUCAACAGCUGUUGUGGUGACAUCUUUCCUUCUCAUUGCCACGUCGCAUCCAUGUUUUAUUUGCUGAUGAGACUAGAGUGACCAUGUUUCAGAAGCCAAAUGUCCUCAGGUAGUUUGGAGCAUCUCUGUGAGAUGGGAUGAUGCGGGCGGCACGUCACAAAUGUUGCUGCAUUAAUUAGCACAUUAGCAAGCGUCCUCCUCCCGUUGACUUUCCCCAGCAUGGCCGCUCCGCAGAGCCUGGGGGAACAGAAAAAUGCCUGCUUUCUCUACCUUUCUCCCAGCGCUCCCACAUCACACGUUUCCCAACUCCAGGCAUUCAGUCUAGAUCGUUCCUACCAAAUGAGCGGAUCACCGGAUGCUAGCAGCAUUCUCUCCCUCCUGGACCCGGAGCUUGGCUUGCAUCCAAGUGUAUGGUUGCUUUGACGUAGAGGGAAUUCCUCCAUUCUGCCUGGUUUGGAGGCACCAGGAGCUGUGCCGAGCACAGGCUAAAAAUAAAAUCUAUUUGCUACUUUUUAGACUCAAAGUGAAGGAGAUGAUCUCAGCCCUUUUAAAAUGCCAAGAGGGUGCUUUGAGACAGUCUCCAUCUAAAAGGACCUCAAGGGAUCAGUCAAAAGGCAACUGGCUUGGGCGCCACCUCCAUGCUGUAAUUCCUGAUACUCUCUGUCCCCCCUGAUCACCUUCAUCCUCAAACUCCUUGCAAAGGGCAUUUGGCAUCACCCCCCCUGAAAAGACAUGGUCACUCUAGCCAGGUCCCAGAGGACCAUGGUUUUACAUUACAUUUCAAAUUUUAUUUGCUUUGGGGUUUUAUUUGUGUUGUUGUUCAAAUGCAAAAAGAAAAAAAAAAAACUCACUUUGUUACACAUGCUUUGAAAUCUGUGUCCAAAUGUUAUUAACCACAAUGACCUGCUUUGAUUUGUCAAGAAGGCGGCUCUGGAGCCUAGCAGACCCAUGCCCACGCGGAUGGGAUUUGUCUAGGUUUGUUGCUGGCUUUGGAAAGCUAAUUAAGCACUCUGAGAAAGACACCAUUUCUUGAAACGUAGACGGUUGUAUUCUUCACUUUGAUGUUGUUUUGCAAGAUGUUUGUGGAAAUGUCCAUUUGUAUCUGGAUAUCUGUUAUGUGCCAUUUUUUUUCUAGCAUCGAGAUACAAUAAAAAAAAAAAAGAAAA